AUGGCGUCCCCCGCAGCCGGCGGCGAGCCGUCGAGGUCCGCCAUCGUGGCCGACACCACGAGCGGGCACCACCUCCUAACCAUCCACGGCUACUCCUGCACCAACGUUCCCACCGGACAGAAGAUCAGUUCAGCGCCCUUCCAAGUCGGCGGCCACCGCUGGCGCAUCGACUACUACCCUAACGGCACAAACUCGGGGAUCGCGGAUUACGUGUCCCUCUCCCUGGUCCUCGCCGAAGAUGCCACGGCGGCGGUGAAGGCCAAGCACAGCUUCUGCUUCGCCGGGGAGCAGGAGCAAAGGCAAGAAGCAGCGCGGCGGCUGAAGUCGGCGCCGGUGGUCACGUACUCGUCAAGGGGGUGUUGCUUCUUCAACCGCUACUCGACCUUCAUCACAAGGAAGGACCUGUUGAAGUCCGAGAAUCUAAAGAACGACUCCUUCACCGUCCGGUGUGAUAUCGUCGUCGUCCAUGGUUACCGCGCCCAGGAGGCCUUCGUCCCCGUGCCCGCGUGCGACCUCGGGACGGACCUCGGCAAGCUCCUUGAGACCGAGAAAGGCGCCGACGUGGUGUUCGAGGUCGACGGCGAGACCGUCGCCGCGCACCGGUGCGUGCUCGCGGCCCGCUCCUCGGUGUUCGCGGCUGAGCUCUUCGGGCCAAUGAAGGAGGGCAAGGCCGAUGGCUGCGGCAUCGUGCGUGUGGAAGACAUGGAGGCGGAGGUGUUCAAGGCGCUGCUCCGUUUCGCGUACACCGGCACAUUGCCUGAGACGAUGCUCAAGGAAGAGGAGGAUGUCACCUGCCAGCAUCUGCUCGUCGCGGCUGACAGGUUCGACAUGGGGCGGCUGAAGUUGAUGUGUGAGGAGAAGCUGCGCGGGUACAUCGACGUUGGCACCGUGGCGAUCAUCCUUACGCUGGCCGAGCAGCACCGCUGUGAGGCGCUGAAGAAGGCGUGCUUCGAUUUUCUGGCCAAUCCGACCAAUCUGAGGGCCGCCAUGUCCAACGACGGCUUGCGACAUCUGAGCGCGAGCUGCCCGUGUCUUUUGGCUGAGCUCAUGGCUAUGUCCUUGGAGCAUUAGCUGAGUGAUCGACGCCCAGUAGUAAUGAGCAGUCUUAGGAUCGGUACAUCUCUGCAUCUAUCCUAAAUUACUACCAAGAUGCAAAAUGUUGCUACAU
Molecule: messenger RNA, 1168 nt
Organism: Hordeum vulgare subsp. vulgare (domesticated barley)
Lineage: Eukaryota; Viridiplantae; Streptophyta; Magnoliopsida; Poales; Poaceae
Product: BTB/POZ and MATH domain-containing protein 1-like
Exons: 1
Coding region: 1-1071 (356 amino acids)
Biological process (GO): protein ubiquitination
Molecular function (GO): protein binding
Source: RefSeq, a predicted model, not a curated record